This is a messenger RNA of Pocillopora damicornis (cauliflower coral), 8380 nucleotides long. Its product is annotated as TPR and ankyrin repeat-containing protein 1. Gene Ontology annotation, molecular function: protein binding. The record is from RefSeq and is a predicted model, not a curated record. Lineage: Eukaryota; Metazoa; Cnidaria; Anthozoa; Scleractinia; Pocilloporidae.
CCCCAACAGCAGUAAGUCACCGCUGAAAAUUUGUUUGGAGAGAGACAACUCGGAGUUGGCAGUGAUUCUUUUACAGUAUGGAGCCGAUGACAAUGAUUUGGUUGAAAAAGACGGGGACAGCAUUUUACAUGAGUCGCUGCGAAUCGGUCUCAGGAAAGGCAACUUCGCCAUAUUAAAGCUCUUCCUCGACGAGAAAAGAUAUUCUGUCGAUUUGCAGGACGCAGACGGAAACACUCUUCUGCAUAUCCUUUGUCGAGGAAAAAUAAAUUCCAAGAGACAAGAAGCUAUGCAGCUUGUUCUCGAAGCGGGAGGCAAUCCACUGAUUUCAAACAAACAAAAACAGAAGCCCAUGGAUCUUCUUACUGCGUUAGUUGGGGAUAAUAGGAGAAACCUACUGAGCUUAGCCCAAGAGAAUUUUAACACUGAACCUUCCCUCGAUUCAAAUUCCGUAGAGCAAAACUUGGAAGAAAAACUCGACGGGGCGAAAGUUGAGGGAGGUUCCAUCGAGGAACCAGAGUCUCCGCGUCCUCUAAGUGACAAUCCAACCACUCCUCCUUCCAUGUCAUCCUCAAAAUCAAAUAAUCUGAAAAAGGAGCCUUUAGCCAUUGUCCGCGAACGUGUCCUGUCACUUAUCAAGAAGUUAGAUGUGCGUGACUUGCUCAAAACAUCAAAGAAAGUCAAAAAAGUGAUUCCACACGAGAAAGCUGAGUUGUACGUGAACAGGGAAGAGCAAUAUUGCGGGAGUCAUCAGCAGCAGAUUUGUCGAGUUGAAGAAGAUAACCGAACUUUCCUAAAACAUGAAUCAAAUGAAUUCCUCGUUGAUAAAGGAAACGAUGACAAUGUGGUCAAGUUGUCUUCCUUCGAGGGCUUGCCUUGGGAUGUGGAGUGCACUGCAAAAGUUUGGAAAAUAUUAAGCGACAAACGACUAGAGUCAUGGAUAAAAGAUCGCUUUUUCGACAAGGUCAGAAGUCUUGCUCAAGGCCGAGACAACUGGACCCCACACUUGUGUAAAAGACUUGAAGGUCUCCCGAAGAGCCGUGGCAUGCUUUUGUAUGAAACAAGAUUGACAGAUGCUGCAAGAAUCAUCUGGGAAUGUGCAGUUGCUUUCUCCCCCCGAUAUUCAGACAAAGACAGUGAAAUGAAGUCCACGAUCUAUUCGGAAACAAUCCGAAUAUGGGAUAUCGAGUUUGAUCAUGACAAUGUCUCGCGCGCCAUAGAAAACAUCGUUACAUCAUUCACUCGUGGCAAAGGUUGCAACCUGAGAAAGGAACUCAGGGGAAUUCCUAGGGAAGAGGCCUCCCAAAACCAGGGUCCAAAUCUGUACGUUAAACUUACUGAAGAAAAUAUGUGUGCUCGCUCAUCUACCCAGGUUAAACGAGAAGAAGAGGCGGUAAAUUCUGAAAUGAGUGAUGAUGAAGUGACCUUCUUUCCUCCAGCUAGCCAUAAUGAUAAUGAGUAUCAAGUAUUAAAGUUUUACCACCUAUCCAGCGCCAUGAUCCAGGCCAUACGGGAACAGCAAUCGUGUAAUGUCGAGAUCGACUUUCCAUUUCGAGUGACAGAAGAGGAGUAUGACAUUAUCAACUUUGAGCCUACCCCCCAGAGCUCCAUCAUUUUGAUUGGGCGGAGUGGAACUGGAAAAACAACUUGCAUCCUAUAUCGUCUGUGGAAAUGUUUCUUGCAAUACUGGAGAAGUGCCUCAAAAAGCGGGCCAUGGAUACCGAAGAACACUGUUUUUCUUCCUAAAGAGAGCCCAGAGUCGUACUUAGAAAAGCCUAACACAGAUCAUGAUGUCGAAAAUACUCACAUCAAAUUGCAAAAGGCGCAGAGUAGUUGUGACAGUGGAGUAGCGGCUGGCGAUUGUGAUGAGGUAACUGCCUGUUGUCUUGAGGAUUUAUCUGAGCAAAUCAGAACUGGCUCUGAAUCUGGCGAACGUUUUGAACAUCUUCAUCAGUUGUUUGUAACCAAGAAUGGUGUCCUUUGUCAAGAAAUCCAAAAGAAUUUCAAGGCCUUGAGUCAAGCAUGCUUAUUUAUUAAACAUGAUUCGAAGCCAGAUAAAGCCGCGCCUCUCAAGCUUCAGGACGUCGAUGACACUUCAGAGGCCUGGCCACUCUUUUUGAAUGCACGUGACUUUUACAUCAUGUUAGAUGCCUCUCUUCCCGAGCCUUAUUUCUUUCCACGUAAUGAAGAUGUAAGCUUGCAGGGGAGAGUGCAAGACUGGGGUGAAGAAGGCAAUCAGUUGUCUACUAUUCCUGUUCUGGAUGAAGACGAAGACGAAAACGAAGAUUCCAAAGAUGACACAGAUGAGGAGGAGGAAGAGGAGCCUUUGGAACCCACUGAACCCACUUUGCGUCAGGGAAGAUCCAUGAUCCUGGUCAGUUACAGUAUUUUUGAGAACAACUUGUGGCCAAAAAUGUGUAAGAAAAAGAAGCAGAUUAGCUUCCACCCAUCGUUGGUUUGGAUGGAGAUACGAUCAUUUAUUAAGGGCUCAUACGAGGCUCUACAUACAGGAAGCGGUCAUCUUAGUUUUGAGAAAUAUCAAAGAAUUGGACGAAAGAGGGCGUCUAACUUCAAAGAUGAAAGUAGAACAGAAGUUUAUAAGCUGUUUAGAUCUUACGAGCACUUCAGGAAAUUGUCCAACAUGUUUGAUGAGAACGACGUUGUGUUCCAUCUGUAUCACCGAUUGAGGCAGUGCGUAGUUCCUGAUUGGUCAAUCCACGAGUUGUACGUAGAUGAAACGCAGGACUUCACUCAAGCAGAGUUGAUGCUGCUAAUACGCUGUUGCCGUGAUCCCAAUGCGAUCUUUCUCACUGGAGACACCGCCCAAAGUGUAAUGCGAGGUAUUUCCUUUAGAUUCGAGGACCUGGGAUCACUAUUCUUUUACCUCAAUGAAAACUACAAAGCUGUUGGAGCUCAAGCUGAAAUCGUCGUUCCAAAGAGAAAGCAGCUCAUUUUAAACUAUCGGUCACACAGUGGAGUUUUAAGUUUGGCCUCCAGCGUCGUCGACAUUUUGCAGAAAUAUUUUCCUAAAUCAUUUGACAAGUUGGAUAAAGACCAAGGGCAGCUGGAUGGUCCCAAGCCAGUACUCCUUGAGUCGUGCAGUCCAUCAGAUCUUGCGAUUAUUCUUCGUGGAAAUAAGCGUGAGACAACCACCAUUGAAUUUGGUGCUCAUCAAGUCAUCCUGGUGGCUUCUAACGAAGCAAGAGAAAGUCUUCCGGAAGAACUUAGCCACGCACUGGUGCUGACAAUUUACGAGGCGAAAGGAUUAGAAUUUGAUGACGUUCUUGUUUACAACUUCUUCAAAGACUCACAGGCGUGUGCUGAGUGGAGAGUUGUUACGCAAUAUCUGGUGGAGGUGGUGGGCAACGAGACCGGGAAAGUAAAAUCCCGUCCAUUGGCGUUCAACUUUGAGAAGCACAGAAUCCUGAACUCCGAACUAAAGCAACUUUACACAGCGGUAACUCGAGCCCGAGCAAACGUUUGGUUCUUUGACGAAGAUGAGGAAAAUCGGCGACCUGUAUUCGAAUACUUCGAGCAACUCGGCCUGGUGAACGUGGCAAAACUACAAACAGACAUGGGAAAUGAUCCCUGUUGUAGCCAGGCUUUACAAAAUAUGUUCUCCAGGUCGUCAUCUCCAGAAGAAUGGGAAAAACAGGGAAACUUCUUUUUCAGCAAGAAGCUUUGGAAGGUUGCAGAGAAGUGUUUUGCAAUUUGUGGUAACGGCGAGAUGAGUCAAAAAUGCAAAGCUUACGUACAAGCAGACUAUGCACGAACUCUUCACAGUGAGCCACGGCGUUUGAAGGAGGAGUUCUUACGCGCAGCUGACCAAUUUCUUCAAUGCAAUAUGAUUUUAGAGACUAAGGUGUGCCUGUACAAUGCAAGGGAGAGAACCCUAUAUGCAAGCCUUCUUCAGAGACUCGGCGAGGAGAAGGACGCGAUAAAAUGGUUCGAAAGAGCGGGUAGCUUUUUAGAAGCAAGUCGGUGCCUCGAGAAGCUUGGAAACUACAAGGAAGCAGUAGAAGUCCUUAUCCGAGGGAACCUUUACCAAAAGGCUAUCGAUGUUCUCAAGCGUUUCGAGAAGCUAUCAUCAACUGAUCAGAAAGAGGUUCUUGCACCCGGAAGAAGUCUACAAGAAUUGUGCUUAGCCUCUGCUGAACUCAGUUUCAAGGGUGGAAACAUGACGGAAAUGCACAACUCACUCAAGUUUGUUAAUCCUGUGGAAAUUCGAGUUGAAUUUUUGAAAAAGCGCAAGUUACUUGACGACGCUGCAAACGAAUUUCUUAAAGAGGGGAAAGCAGUCGAAGCAGCAAAGAUAAUGAGAGAAAAGGGAUCCUUUCUAGUCGCAGCUGACUAUGCUAAAAGAUCUGGCCACCAUCGACUUGCAGCUGAUUGUACUUUGGCGCUCGUUCGUAGCACAGUGGACUUGCCAAGAGAGGAGCAAGCUAAACAUCUACGUGAAGCUAAAAACCUUUACAAAGAAGCAGGCCAGAUGAAUGGUUUCGCUGAAGUUCUGUUAGAGGAAGCUAAGUGUAUUGCAGACUGUACGAAAGCAGUAGAGGCUGCCGGGAUUUUCAAUUCACCCACAAAUUAUAACAUCUGUGGGGAGCUGGAAUGUGUUGGGGUAAUGUUAGAUUGCACUCAUCCGGAUCAUCCUGGUCUUUCUGAUAUUAACACUUUCCUUGCAGUGAGAUUGGUGCGAAAUGUCCUUCAACUGAUCAAAUCCCUGAAUGCCAGCAAUCUGGACGUAAUGACACAGAAGGAAAUCGACCGGUGUGAGGAGUACUUUGGACUUUUCAGAGAAGUUGAUCCAUCUAAAAGAGUUAUAAGACGUAAAGAAGGAGAUCGCUUUCUUUACUUCGCCCAAAGACUACAGAAACGCCCUUUUGCCGGCAACAGAUGGGAAUUGGAUCUCCAAGAUGUCCGUGAACGCAUAGCUGAAGUUCUCUUUAACAGAGUCACCCAGCUUAUUCAAUCGAUCCGUGUUCUCCUGGAUAAAACGUUCAUAACAAAUCAGAGCUGCCAGAACUUUUUGAUGGGCUUUCCUUGCAAUUCCGGAAGUUGUCAUCUCCAACACAAGCCCCCAUCCCAGAAUACCAAUGCCGCACUGUUCAAGGCAAUUUUAGAUGAAAUGUAUCUUGAUGCUCAAGCUUACGACUUUCAAAAAUUGGAAAAGAAAUAUGACAGGUGGGAGAUCAAUUCACCAAACCCAACUAAAGACUCGGAAAACCCUUUUCCGAGAGAUGGCUUUGCAUCUUGUGAGAAACUAUUUGAAUUUUUAUUUCCUGCCAGUGGUCAAUCAGCCGAUUUCCCCCUACAUUCUUACAUCUCUUAUUUCCGAGAUAGAACGCCUUGGUUUUUCAAGCAGCGUCUUUUAAAAUUUGCCGAAGAAGUUUGGCAGAAGCGCGCAACGAAUGAAGACAAGCUUCAAAGUGCUGAUGUCUUCCUGACUGUUUCGCAUCUCCUUCAGCUUAUUGGCUCUCCUUCGUCUAGAAUUCUUUCCUGGAUUGCAGAUACCGAAGAGGAGUUCAGGAGAAGCUGCGUCAUGCUAAACGGCAAGCCCAGUAUUCCGAAAACAGUAGGUAUUGUUGUCGAGGAAGGUACAAAGAUGACUUUAUUUUCACGGUGGUGGGAAAUGUCCAAGACAUAUUUACAUGCGUGUGGCGACGUCGUUGAGGCUGGGCACAACGCAAUUCGCCGUUUCUUAUCGAUGACUGCAAACCCAGGAAAACGACUUCCAUUCCCUUUGCCGAAAAAUUGUUUGGAUAUCCUGGAAUACUUCAUGUGUGUGUUCCUCACUUUGUUCGCUCGACUUCAACAGGCUCAGAAUUCUCGCGAUCUCGUGUGUCUACCGGCUCGUUAUUUAUCCGUCAUGUCAUUUUGGAACAAUCUUAACUGUACCACUUCCGAACAUGUUGAAAUUUACCAGGCAGUUUUCUUGUAUCAAAGUCAUCCAUCGACCAUUAGUGACGUGAAAAAGUUCCUGCGUGACAUGGUGUCUCUUAUGCUAGGCGGAUAUUCCCAGAAGUUCAACGUACUAAAGAAAGUCCUUCAUCGUAAGGAGAGUAUUCGCACAGGAGAAGCAGAACGGGCACUUAUCUUGGUCCUAACUCUGUUAUGCAAUAGUGGUCACUCAGUUCCACACGAGAGCGAAUUCAGGCUCCUAAAAAACCUUUACAUCAAACCACUUCCUGAAGUCAAGCUUCCCGACAGGAUGGUGGUCUGCCUGGAACAAGUUCAAGAGGCCAAAGGAAUCCGUGAGAUUGUUGUUAUUCUUCAGAAUCUGUUGAGAGAGAAAGGUGAGAAAUUGUGCACCGUUCAUUGGGAAAACGUUCAUCGACAGCUUUGGUGGCAAGAGGUGAACCCUGAAUGUUACCGUAACAACUUUUGUACUAAUGUUUUGGAAAGAUUGGCUCAAAGAACAGAAGAACUUCCAGCCGAAGAGGUGAUAGAGUCAAAAGAUGUAGAGGAAGGAUUGUUGGACGAACUUAACGCAGACGAGGACCACCCCAUUAGAGAUUUAGACCGUUCGCAAACUGACAAGUUGGAAGCUAUAGAGAGAGAAGAGGUCAUUCAAGCCGAAUCCUGGGAGGAAUCUAAUGAAAUGGAAGCGCUGAUUCCUGAAGAAAUUCCUCAUCAACAGGAUGCUCUUGAAGACCCGGUAAAUUCAUACUUCAGCCCUUUUAAAGUUGAUCAGUCCGGCUGCAGUAUUUGUAACGUACGUUUCAGCUCAGAGAAGAGUGAUAAGGUGCAGUUUUCUGGGGAGGAAUGGGAAAAGCAACCAGAUGAUAAAAAUCCUAUAUCUAGCAGCUUUACAGAUUACUCAACUUUGGAAAGUCACCAAGCCGUUGGUAGCCCACACUUUAAGAAAAUAGAGGAGUUUAAUGCCUAUCGAAGGCUAUUUGUAGACGAGCUGCUUCCGCAGCACACAAAAUUAAGCAGCUUAACAAGUCAGGCUGAGUCACUCUUAAGGACCGCAGAACAGCUUGGAAGGCAAAUGAGCAUUUUAAGUAACAAGAUGGACGAAGUUAAGAGGGCUGAAACCAAUAUAGCUGACAUAACCAAUGAUAUCCAACACCACUGUAACUGGGCAAACCUUGAGCCGUUCAAGGCAGCCAUUGCAGCCCUUAAAAAGGCUUUGAAGUCUUGCGAGGAGGAAAUUUUGUCAGAAAAAAACUCACGACUCACAGAUGAAAGCAGACUUGUCCCAUCGGUUGUAAGUGACCCGUCCGACUGGGACUUGGAUAACGACCAGGAUGGUAUGGCUGGCAGAUAUGCUCAUGUUCCUGGACUGAGAAAGAAGAAGUAGCAAAUGAGGACUGGAAGCUAGUUUCUAUGCUCUCAGCCAAAGAUUGUUCAAAGCGUGCGUGAGAAUGGGACGGGUUUGAUUUGUACUUGUCAAGUUAGGGGUUGAUUGAUAAUUUAUCUCGCUUUGAAUAUAAUGUGAUGAAAAUAUAUUAAUAAUAAUAAUAAUAAAUUUAUUUAUACUGCAAAAAUAGAUCAGCUGAAUUUUAAUAUAAAAACAGUUGUUAUAAACCUAUGUGCAGUAGGUUUAGGAAAUGACAGAUGAUCUGUACAAAGUUAAAGAAGCCAACGAAAGAAAUGUGUAACAUGGGGAUGGUCUUGAAAUAAUUACUUUUUCGUGCAAAACUUAGUAAAGCAAGAAGCUUAGAAAAGUAUUCGUGUAAGAGAGCGAGACACUGCUUUGCAACCCGCUCAAUCAAAACAUGUUACCUUAAAAAUAUAUAUAUAUAUCUAUCUGGCCUUUUUUGUUGUAGUUAGAAAACUUCCUUGUUUUCAUGUGAAUUACCACGAUUGCUAUGUGCUGUCAUGGUUGCAAAAUUUGGUCAAAAUUUCAGAAAAGUUAAGCUUUGUUCAUACUGGUAAAAUAAUAUUAUGAGAACCUAAUUCGCAUUAGUUUUUGUUGUUGUUGUUAUUUCUAACGAUGAAGCGAACCAUAUCGAAAUUGACUGAGGAAAUCUUCUUACAAAAAACUUUGUUGGGGAGGUUAUCGCGAAAAAAACUCGAUGGCGAAAGGGGAGGGUAUCAUAAAGAGCGACGGGCAGAUGAUUUCUCUCUGUCACCGAUCAGUUUCCAGUCCACUAAACUAUCUCACGGCUGGCUGUUUAUUACCCAGCAGGAUGAAGUUCCGAACCUUCUUUAAAUAUUUCAACGUGAAGAUCCUGAAGUGCUCCAUGUUACACAUCGACUCAGAAUAACGAGUUGUUUUAAAUGAGUGGGCUGACAGCCACUAUUAAUAUUCGAGAAACGUGUCUGAAUUACCUUUUAUAAUGUCAUUAGCUUAUAUUGUUACUGGGAAUUCAUUGACCACUUGGAUGUAUAUUGACCCUAAAUUCUUCAUUAAAGGAAAUAAUUUAGCGUGGAA